This is a messenger RNA of Cutaneotrichosporon cavernicola, 288 nucleotides long. RefSeq lists its product as uncharacterized. The transcript is spliced from 3 exons. Lineage: Eukaryota; Fungi; Basidiomycota; Tremellomycetes; Trichosporonales; Trichosporonaceae. The record is from RefSeq and is a predicted model, not a curated record. The coding region runs from base 1 to 288 and encodes 95 amino acids.
AUGCUCGCUCAGCACUUUAAGAAUCAGUACGACCAGCUCGAGAAGUUUGGCGACGACAUCACCGAGGCCCAGCAGACCAAGGUCACCCAGGACAUGGUGGCCGGGGCUGUCGCGUACCACAUCGCCCGCGCUUGUGACGCCCACCAUGCCAAGAGCAGUAAGAUGGACGACAAGAAGGCCAAGGAGUUCUGCGAGUUUGACAACAAGGGCCUCGAGUGGCUCGACCAGAAGAUGAUCCAGGAUGUUGCCGCUGCCCUCGUCCAGGCCCAGCUUACGGCUCUGCUCUAG